UGCAAAGGACUCAAGCUUGAGCGGUAUCAGCAAGGAGCAAAGGAGGAUCAGGCGUUUGCUUUGCCUUUCGGGCAAAUAUGCUCCGCCACCAUGGACCUUUUAUCAGUCGCUGAAUUGUAGAAGCGUGCCUCUCACCUUGGUGUAGCGCCCACGAGUGCCACUACAAUUGAAGCCGGACUUCUGCUCCUCUGCCCCAUAACAUCACGAUACCGAACUCAGUGCCGGCGCCAAACAUGAAGCUGAUUAGAUUGGCGUUACCUCUCCUCUUGAUGGCUUCAACGGUGAGAAGCAUGGAGGUAGGUCAGUCGUCUGGAAGUGGCUCCUAUAGUACCCCCAGCCUGUCCUUCAAGGGAAAGGCGCCUCAGACGGGCUUGAUGCUCCCCUCCAUCGGCGAGGUCUUUCCAGGUCACCUCUCCCCCGGCCGGUGCUCCCACUCCCACCUCUCCCCCGGCCGGUCCUCCCCCUCCCACCUCUCCCCCCUCUCCUCCGCCCCUUCCUCCCCAGCAAGAUCGCCUACUCGCACACAGCCACCUUCGCCCAAAUCUGGCGGACCUCCCUCUCCAGUCCUGCUAGUCCCAUCGCCCAGAGGGAAGAAGAUGGGCUGGUUCAAGAAGGAGACCAACAAGCCAAAGCUGAUCUGGGAUCCUGUGACGCACACUGCGUGGACGAGACUCAGGGAGAAGGUCUUGAGUCGGGGUGGGACGGGAGUCUUCUGGAGAAAACAGCACCCUGCCUGUUUGCUACCGCACGGUCAUAGCAACAUUACCAUUGUAUGACCUGGGCGCAAUUUGCCCCCACAAUUCAGGGAGAGAAAGUUGACGUCUCUACUUUAAAGCCCGUCUCUUCUAUUUGAUCGCCUUGUUCCUUCGCC
Microstroma glucosiphilum is the source of this 871-nucleotide messenger RNA. RefSeq lists its product as hypothetical. The transcript has 2 exons. The record is from RefSeq and is a predicted model, not a curated record. Lineage: Eukaryota; Fungi; Basidiomycota; Exobasidiomycetes; Microstromatales; Microstromataceae. The coding region runs from base 234 to 776 and encodes 180 amino acids.